Molecule: messenger RNA, 495 nt
Organism: Lodderomyces orthopsilosis Co 90-125
Lineage: Eukaryota; Fungi; Ascomycota; Pichiomycetes; Serinales; Debaryomycetaceae
Exons: 1
Coding region: 1-495 (164 amino acids)
Biological process (GO): post-translational protein targeting to endoplasmic reticulum membrane
Cellular component (GO): TRC complex
Source: RefSeq, a predicted model, not a curated record
AUGCCACAUGAAAUCUACAGUGCAAGCCUAGAAGAACUCUCGGCACUUGAGGAAAAACAUACACUCAAAUCAUUCAAUAGUGAGGUUGCUUGGAAAUUGGGUUCUUUGGGUCGUCAGUUAUGUCAACAAUCUCACCCAAACAAGGGAGUUGUUAUUGAUAUCACCUUGACCAAUGGUCAAACAUUAUUCCACUCUGCUGUGUCUUCAGGAACAGCAUUGGACAAUGACAAUUGGGUUAAAAGAAAGUACAAUACCGUUUUCAGAUUUGGAAAAUCAAGUUUUUACAUUGGACAGAAACUUAGACAAAAGGGUAAAUCUAUUGAAGAGGCCAUGUUUGUAUCUCCAAAAGAAUAUGCUUCUCACGGUGGAAGUGUACCAUUGCGUGUUGGGUCAAAUGAGUUUCCUAUUGGAGCUUUAACUAUUAGUGGAUUGGCUCAAGAAGAGGACCAUUUGCUUGCCUUGGAGAUCUUGGAAAAAUUCACAAGUAAGGCAUAA